UGAUGAAGGAGGAUGUCUGCGAGGAUGCGGUCGGUGUGAGGUGCGAUGUGAGGGCCGGCAGCCGCGCCUCCGCCGCGUCAGCGUCAGUCUGCGCGCAGCCGCCGCCGUCGCUGAACGUGCUCGCAAAUAUCUCUCCCAGACAUUACAAGCCGGCCUUGGCGCUAUUUCGACCAGUUCCCGCGCUCCGUUCUAUUUAUCUUACGUAUUAGAAAAUUUCAUCACUAGUCCACAUAAUGUCGACGGUAGUGGACUUCGCGUUGGGAGGAGAGGCGCGCGUCAACGGACAUGGCUCACAACUAAACGGCUCUACUCAGCUGAACGGCUCAGCGCAGCACAACGGCUCAGCGCAGCACAACGGCUCAGCGCAACACAACGGCUCAGCGCAACACAACGGCUCAGCGCAACCAAGCGCAGGGCGCGGUCUGUGGGAUGCACAAUUUUUGCCUCCCCCUUUAGUGUUGGAAGAUCGCAGUCGUGCUCUAAAGGUUGCAGCGCGGUUGUCGGGGCUGGUGUUGUGCGGGCGGACGCUGGUGCGUGUUGGGGAGACCUUCGCGCGAGAGCUGGAGCGCGGGCUGUGCGGCAAGCCCUCCAGCCUGCAGAUGGAGAACACCUACGUGCCUGAGCUGCCCGACGGCACCGAAGAGGGCGUGUUCCUGGCGCUGGACCUGGGCGGCACCAACUUCCGCGUGCUGCUGCUGCAGCUCGCCGCCGAUAUUAAUUAG
Papilio polytes (common Mormon) is the source of this 722-nucleotide messenger RNA. Its product is annotated as hexokinase-like. Gene Ontology annotation, biological process: glycolytic process; glucose 6-phosphate metabolic process; intracellular glucose homeostasis. The transcript has 5 exons. The record is from RefSeq and is a predicted model, not a curated record. Gene Ontology annotation, cellular component: cytosol; mitochondrion. The coding region runs from base 234 to 722 and encodes 162 amino acids. Lineage: Eukaryota; Metazoa; Arthropoda; Insecta; Lepidoptera; Papilionidae. Gene Ontology annotation, molecular function: D-glucose binding; glucokinase activity; fructokinase activity.